UUCGAUCGAUUAUUACUGAUUAAUGUGGCAAAUAGAGUUACAAAUUUAAAGCUUUAUCCUUAUUUUGUAGUUGCACAUGCCAUAGGUGUUUGUUUAAUAUUAAAAGCUGAAAUGAAUGAUCGUCCCUUUACACGUCGUCAUCCACUAUCAUGUUGGUUUUCAACAAUGUUAUCAAUUUUUGCUGGAAACAUAUUAGCAAAUUUUCUUCUUGGUGAGCCUAUUAUGAUUCCAUUUAAACAACAGGAUAAGCUCAUAUUAGCUACCAUUGUAUGGUAUUUGAUGUUUUAUUCUCCUUUUGAUAUUGUUUACCAUAUUUUCAAUUUUUUCCCCAUAAAAUUAUUGGUAAUGGGUGCUAAAGAAAUAUAUAGAUGUAAAAAUAUCUACGAAGGGGUUUCAAUUGCCAUGAAAUUAUACCCACAAUCUUAUUUAAUUAUUGUUACGAUAGGAACCAUUAAAGGUGUUGGAAGCCUUGUACUUAGAAACUUUGAGAGGUCUCUUCGUGGUAUGGGGCCAAGCUCAAAUGAACUGAUGCAACCAACUGCUUCAACCAAACUGAGCCUCAUGGUUGCUAUCGUUUUCACGCUUCACAAACUCAACCUUAUACUCACCCAGGUGCCCGCGCCCAUGCUUUACCUGUGCGUGGUUACCUUCAUGAUAUACUACCGGAUUUCCGUGCUCAUCUGGGACAUUUCCGAUCCGUUCUUACCCCUUGAAAAUAUUUUUUGCACCCUCUUCAUGGGGGGCAUUUGGGACGCGCUCCAAAAAGCCUUGAGAAAAACCAGCCACCGACACAAAGACGGAAAAAUAUUUAAUGAUAAUAUCAAGGGUCAAUCGACUUUCUCGGCGUUCAGGGAACAUUUCACCUCAUCCAAAAAGGGUUCAAUUUCUGAUUCCGAAAAUGAGGGAGACAUCGAAAGAGAAAACGCGACAGAACAUGCAGACGAGGACUACGAAGGCGAAAACGAUGGAGCCAAUCGUUCGAGGGGCGGGGUGGGAAAAUCUUCGUCUUAUGCCAAAUACAGCAAGGGUAAGAAAGGCGGCAAAACAUCUAGGGAUGCCACUAACAACGAUUUAAUUGCUAAUGCCGGAUUAGGGAAACCAAAAGGGGAUAGAAGCAAGAAGAAGGAUUAAGUGAACAGGCGCCAACUUUUCCCUACCUUUUUUUUUGUUCCAUGUGAAAUUCGUAAAUCUGUGACCCCAUAUCACGUGAUAAUAAAUAAUUUGCAAAAUGUUAUAUUGUACUUAUCAAUCAUUAUUUUCUAAAUUCUCCUAUCUCGACGGUUUGUUUAGUUUUGUCCUCUUUUUCUUGUUAACCAAAAUAUAUUUGUUUUAUUUUAAUUUGUUUAUGAAAUAAUUUCUUUUUUUUUCUUCUCAAGUAUUCUUUUAUAUAAUUUUGUUUUGUUUUAAAAAAAACAUUUAUAAAUCGAAACUGCCCCACUCUCCAUUUUUUCGCUAAAUAUUUCGCAAUUCGAGAUUUUGAAUCUCGAAAUAAAAUUAACCAAAGAAUUUGUGAUUUAUGGCUGCAAAAAAAAUUAUAUGAGUUUUUUUUUCACUUCGCCAAAUUAAAUUUAAUAGUGUAAAUUUAUUAUAAUAAUUU
Gordionus sp. m RMFG-2023 is the source of this 1597-nucleotide messenger RNA. RefSeq names its product trimeric intracellular cation channel type 1B.1-like. NCBI's taxonomy places the organism in Eukaryota, Metazoa, Nematomorpha, Gordioida, Chordodea, Parachordodidae. The record is from RefSeq and is a predicted model, not a curated record. The coding region runs from base 112 to 1131 and encodes 339 amino acids. Gene Ontology annotation, molecular function: identical protein binding; potassium channel activity. The transcript is spliced from 5 exons. Gene Ontology annotation, biological process: potassium ion transmembrane transport. Gene Ontology annotation, cellular component: membrane.